GGGACUUUUAUGUUGAAAUGUAGUCUACUUGCUGUCUCCUCUCCACACAUCCCUCCUCAGCGUUACUGACCCCGCCCUGUGGGUCUCCCUGUGCCACUGCAGUGAAACCGACGUUAAAAAGAGAAGAGCUGGGUCAAAAAACAACAACCUGAGUAUCACUAGCACCGUGUUUUUGUAAUAGCGAGACACCUUUUUAUAUCGUUUUUUUCCCCUCCCCGUCCACACUUCCUGGUCAACCUAUUUCAUCAUCCGACCGGCGAGAUGGGAAAUGAAGCAAGUUACCCCCUGGAAAUGUGCUCGCAUUUCGAUGCUGAUGAGAUUAAGCGUCUGGGAAAGAGGUUUAAGAAACUGGACCUAGAUAACUCUGGGUCCCUUAGCGUGGAGGAGUUCAUGUCCCUGCCUGAACUCCAGCAGAACCCGCUGGUCCAGAGGGUCAUCGACAUCUUUGACACAGAUGGAAACGGAGAGGUGGACUUCAAGGAAUUCAUCGAGGGAGUCUCACAGUUCAGUGUCAAGGGGGACAAGGAGUCAAAGCUUCGGUUCGCCUUCCGGAUCUACGACAUGGACAAGGAUGGCUACAUCUCCAACGGGGAGCUCUUCCAGGUGCUGAAGAUGAUGGUAGGAAACAACCUGAAGGACACACAGCUGCAGCAGAUCGUGGACAAGACCAUCAUCAACGCAGACAAGGACGGGGACGGCAGGAUAUCCUUCGAAGAGUUCUGCUUAGUGGUAGGUGGCCUUGACAUACACAAAAAGAUGGUGGUGGACGUGUGAGCCCGUCCCUCCGCUUCUCUCCCCUCCCCUCGCUUUCUUCUCCGUCUGUCUCUGAAGAGCUGCUCAAGACAUCUGACAAACGCUCUCAGUGUAUUUCAAUGGAAGUAUUCUCUCUCUCUCUCUCUCUCUCUCCUUGAAGCCACUUUUUUUCUUAAGAAACCACGAGCCUCGUGAAGCCAACUUUUAAGUGUUAUUGAACUCCGAUCCUCUGAAUAACCCGAAGAGAGACAGAUAUUCUUGUUUGUAAAGAGCAUCCCAGUUGGAGGGAGGAGGGGGGGGGAGAAAGGUUUGCUUGUUUAUAUUUAGUUCAUUAAUUUUCUUUUUUAAAUAUUUAUUUUUGUUCUGGUCUCUUUUCUUUUUUUUUUAAAUACACAAAUACACAUGUAUAUCUUAUAAUGGCUCUCUCGUGGUUAAAUGUGUCAUUAUCUGAGGUGUAACAUUAAAUAAUAUACUUGAUUUCAGUUACAAAAAGUAGGGUGUGAAGUGCCAACCAGGACAUAUCCAGAAAGCAGAUGAUAUUGUUAUUAUUAACCAUCCAGCAUCGCUGACAGUGAUGGAUGACUAGUCUGUGAUAAGUCAAGCACUCGCUACAUCAUCACAUGAUGGUUAGAUGCACAGUUUAUUUUCACAAAUAAACAACCAUUUCUUUUGUUUCCAUUUGACUCUUGAGCAAGUUGUGAUUAGAUCAGUUAAACUUCCAAUCACAUGAAACGUACAAUAAAUGCAAUGUUAUUAUUGUAACACGAGUGAUAGAAUGUUCUAUUUAUAGUUACUUAUAUUGUUGGAAAUUAUUAUUCUGUUUCUUGUCAGACUUUCUGAAGAGAGGAACAAAAAAACAAACCGAAAUGUCAAGUAGAGACAGAUACCAAGAAAGUGGUUUUGUCAUUUAUUCACUUUGAUGACAUGUUUUUACGUUGAACAGUCUGUUUCGGUCCACAUAACAGUCCCUCAAAUGCAGAGUAACAGGUAGCCUGGCAGUUAGAGGUUAGAGGUUAGCCAGCAACCAGAGGGUUGCCCGUUUUGUAUUCCCGAGGUCUGAUAGGAAAAAUCAGAUGGGAAGGAAGUGAGCAGGAAACGAGAUGGUUACUGGUAUCAAAAUCCUAGAUGCCAUUGCCUGCCGUUGUGACCUUGAGCAAGGCACUUAACCCCCCACAACAACAACCGCUCCACGGGCUCGUUGGCAUGGCAGUCUCUUGCUCCAACCUGUGUUUGUGUCUUUCAGAGGCUUUUGGAAUAGUCACGUUUCAGUUACACCUUGAAUAAAGUGGCCUGGAGCGCAUCUAUGUAUAUCUAUUGUAUUACAUUUUGAACUGAAGUUUGGAGGAAUAUGCUGAACCUAUGACAUCGAGAUGAAAAAUGAUCGACGUAGAUUAUAAAUGUAAGUGUGUUAUUGAGACAAACGUGUGUAAGGGAUAAUCAACGAGAGGCUAUGAGCAGCUCUAUGGAAAAUAAUGCACGACGCUCUAACGGAGGGAAACUAACCACUGAGUCAUUUAUUUUCCAGAGAACCUGAGUUGAUUAUUCCUUUUAUAACACGGCUAAUAAUUUAACACAUUUGCCGCUAGAAAUGUGUUCAUUUGCAAAGUAGCUAGAAACUUGCCACGGUAACCAAACAAAAAGAGACUUGCUAGUUUAGUUAACCAAACCAUCAGUCCAAGCUUGCUAUGAUGAAAAUCGAAUUCAACGAUGCCGUUUUCAAUUGCAUUGAAUUCUACCGUGCUGAUAUACUGUGUGUUAUAGGGAAAUAAUCCACGCUCUAGAAUGCCCUUCAAGCCAAUCAGAAACGAGUAUCCAACAACGCCAUGGUAUAAAUAAUGUCAAGGCAUCAUAUUGAGACUCACCUGUAGGCCGCAUUGUUCGUUUUGUAACAAUAUUCACUGAGUGUACAAAACAUUAAGAACACCCUGCUAAUAUUGAGUUGCAACCCUCCACCCUUUGCCCUCAAAACAGCCUCAAUUCGUCGGGGCUUGGAUUCAACAAGGUGUCGAAAGCGUUCCACAGGGAUGCUGAGAUGCAGUACAUUAGACCGCUGCGCCACUCGGAAGGAGAUUUAAUAAGUGACUUCAAUAAGGGAAUCAUAUCUUUCACCUGGUCAGCCUAUGUCAUGGAUAGAGUAGUUGUUCCUAAUGUUUUGUCCACUCAGUGUAUACUGGAUUAGGUCAAUGUUUGUUUAGUUAGAUGUCAAAGCCCUCCUGAGUAGUGCUGUUAAACUACAGAGUUCUUUCUAAUGUAACAACGGAGUUACUCCACAUGUUGGCGUAAUCAAUGUGCAAAUGGGAUGGUGUACAUUUUGUUGUUUGUACAUUUCAAAAACGUAUCUUCUUUCACCACUUUUUUUCCAAUCAUGGACGCCUCAUCGUUCCUCUCUCUCUCUCUGUGGUAUUCAAAGCAGGGAGAUUAACACAAGCAUUACCAAACUACCGUAUAUAAGGGGAGGUGGGCAUCCCUGGCAAAAAUAAUAACAAAAUGGUGUGUCGGAUUGGCUUUGAGUGACCUGAUUUCCUGGUUUGGACACCAGGUGAUUUGGUGUCAGGUGAGUGACCUGAUUUCCUGGUUUGGACACCAGUGAUUUGGUGUCAGGUGAGUGACCUGAUUUCCUGGUUUGGACACCAGGUGAUUUGGUGUCAGGUGAGUGACCUGAUUUCCUGGUUUGGACACCAGUGAUUUGGUGUCAGGUGAGUGACCUGAUUUCCUGGUUUGGACACCAGUGAUUUGGUGUCAGGUUGACUUUGAGUGACCUGAUUUCCUGGUUUGGACACCAAUGAUUUUUAGUGAGAAACAUUGAGUUGGAGAGUCAUUGGAUGUGUAGUGCACUACUUUUGACCAGGGCUCAUAGGACUCUGGUCAUAAGGCCUCCCAUUUGCUUGCAUGAUUUUGGUUGUGCAUGUAGAUAAUCCAUUUCAAAUAAUGCUCUUGUUAACACAUGAAUGGUGACGUUAGUAAUUAUGAUAUUUAAUCAUCCACUGGGGGUACAAUAUGGAUGUUGCCAAACGUUGGUAAAUGUACACAUUAUGAGCAGUAAUCCAAAACCAACUGAACUAUUUAAGUGUGUUUAGUAUUUUCCUCCCGAAUCAACGACAUCAUUGUUCUUUUUCCCAGUUAAAAAGGUCAAUUCCUAUGUCAACUCUGCUUUCACGGGGAGAUACGAUGUUGUUGGUUUUGUAUAUACGUAUUUAUUAAAUGCAGUUCCAGCUUUCUGUUCUGUCGUCCUUAUAGUUCAGACCGCUCCUUAGUUUUAUAACGGCUACUUUUUCUAUUUUCUUUGAAGGAGACUGUUUUUUUUUGGUUUUUUUAGUAUGUGGAAACUGAAAAUGGUUUAAGUUUGAGAUUUCUUUUCCCCCUUUCUCUGCAUGCUGCAUCUGAUGCUGUGGGACUGUUGGAAACGUGAUACUGUAUGACAAUAACAAAUAAAAACACUUUGAAACAU
Messenger RNA from Salmo salar (Atlantic salmon), 4201 nucleotides. Lineage: Eukaryota; Metazoa; Chordata; Actinopteri; Salmoniformes; Salmonidae. The record is from RefSeq and is a predicted model, not a curated record.